AUGUCAUAUAGUUUGGAUAAUAAUAAAACAACAACAACCGCAAGAACAAAUCGUUUAGAUGGUUUAACGAUAACAGGAACGACAGGAAUCACAACUGGAACAACAACAACAACAAAUACCAUACAAAUUGAUACAUUAAACAACAACAAUUUGGAUCACGAUCUAAUCAAUGGAAAUUCUGGUUUCCGCCAGAACCACAACAACAAUAAUGGUGAUGUCGAAGCACCACCCCUACCACAACCCGAGCCAGCAGCCAAAAUCCCCAAAAAACGUUCCCUCUUGAAUUUCCGAUCCCUUGAUUUUCACAUUAAGUCCUUAUACAGUGGUUUGCGCAAUGGUAGCUCCGGCCAGAACAAGGCCAAUUCCCAGUCGACAAAUUUAUUGGCACCCAGCAAAGGUAGUGGUAGCGGUGGAGGUGGCAGCAGUGGUGGUGAUAAUGCUGACGAUCUGAAUGGCAGCGGUAUUGGCUUGGUUAGCGGCAAUGUCGUCUGUGGCGGCGUCGGCGGCGGCUACAAUGCCAAUGGCAGCGAACUGAACCUAAGCGAUCAGUAUUAUCAUCAUCAUCACAUCCAUCAGCCGUAUAAUCGCAUGCCACCCUAUUUGAAAAUCGAAUCGGUAGACAAUGAAGAGUCGGAAAAUCUACUAAUCGAUUAUCCCCAGUCACCAUACUCGACACGUCGCAACAGUUCGAACGAUGACAACCGUUCCAGCAGCCAACUGAUACACCUCACCGGCGGUGGCGACGGCGGCCACGGUGGCUCGACACAAUAUCUGCAACAGCCAUCAUCCGCCUCACAUCAUCGCUACGAAAUGUCGCGUUCACAGGCAAGUUCUCCGUCACCGUACUUUUUGUCGCCUCAUGCAUUUGCCUCGUCGUCGCAAAAUGUCAGACGUUCGUCAACAUCGGACAUUAUGUCCGGCAGUAAACGCAGUGUUUGCUCAUCGGCAAGCACCAGUCGUCGUCCGAGCACCUCGGAUUUGUUGCGUAAAGCGCGUGAGCGUCGUGGUAGUGAGACUCGUAUGGGACGCAGUGUUUCGCAUGGCGGUCUUCCACGUGGUGGCGGUGGUGGUGGAGGGGCAUUUCGUGCCGGGCCCGGUGUUGGUGGUAGGCGAACGAGUAUGGCCUUCUAA
This is a messenger RNA of Musca vetustissima, 1131 nucleotides long. RefSeq names its product putative lysozyme-like protein. NCBI's taxonomy places the organism in Eukaryota, Metazoa, Arthropoda, Insecta, Diptera, Muscidae. The transcript has a single exon. Bases 1 to 1131 code for a protein of 376 amino acids. The record is from RefSeq and is a predicted model, not a curated record.